UUAAGAUUAGCAUAAAAGGAGGUGGGAAACAAGGGAAGGAGACCACAAACAUCCAUUUCUGGCUGAGAGCAAGGCGUUCUUAUGAUGUCAACUGACAGAAAUUGGAAAAGAACUGGGGGGGAAAGGAAGAUUUUACAGCAGUGCCUGUAAAAAAGCUUUCUGUUUCCUUUCCUGCAGCGUGGCAGGACAAAUGCUACCAAAUAAGGAAUCCACUGAGCUGAACAUUUCAAACACAGAAAACAGGAGCCUGAGCCAUUUUUAAUGAAUGUUCAACUUGGAAAAAAUCUUAUCGAUGUGAUCAUUAAGAGUAGGAAACCGUUUUGAUGGCACAUAAACAUUCAAAGCGAUCCAUAAUUCUGAAGGGCAAAAGAUACCUUGCCUGUCAACGUGGCUGCAUAUGAAAGAGACGAUUGCGCCAUCUGCCUCUGUUUCUAGGAUACUCUCACGGCGGUCGGGGCCAGCUCUUUCUUCCUGUUCAAUUCUUGGGCGGGAAAGGAAACAAUGGGUGCGAUUUCUUUCACUUUCACAAUUGCCCAAAGCUGGAACUGCUGCUGUGUUUUGAGCUUUUUCCUUCCCGGCGGCAUCAGCUGAGGGAUCAUGGCAGACAAGAAGUUGGGAGAAGUGCGCACCGAAUUUAUAAAGCGUGUUAACAAAACCAUCAUCAAGCAACUCUUGGAUGAGCUGCUCUGUGUGGGAAUCAUGAGUGAUGAAGAGGUGGAAGAAGUGAAUGUGACAGAUAAGACACAGGAUCAAGCAAGAAUUUUGAUCGAUAAUGUGAGGAAGAAGGGGCCUGAAGCUAGCCGCCGCUUUAUUGUCUUCCUCCUGGACCGAAAUGCUUUCUUAGCUGAACAAUUGGAUCUCCAAGCUUUCACUGCUGUAAUGUUGAACCUUUUGGGCUCAGCGUGUCAAAAAUUCAGAAAAAGCCUAACUUGACUCUGCUGCCACUUGGACAAAGAAAAAAACAAUUCUUAACAAAGUGUUGUUUGGGAUGGGCCGCAUAUAAAUGUAAUAAAAUAAAUAAAACUCA
Molecule: messenger RNA, 1027 nt
Organism: Thamnophis sirtalis
Lineage: Eukaryota; Metazoa; Chordata; Lepidosauria; Squamata; Natricidae
Source: RefSeq, a predicted model, not a curated record